AUGUCAACUACAAACCCCUCCGCCUCUCCAUCCCACUCCCCCGCACCUCAACAACAAGACGACCAACCCCAGCAACAGCAACACCACCAACAGGAACAAGAGCAGCAACAGCAACAGCAACAGCAACAGCAACAGCAACAGCAACAGCAACAGCAACAGCAACAGCGCCUAAAAGUCCACACCCACCACUGCCGCUUCUGCAACCACCUCCUCCUAGCCACAACGCGCACGAUCGCGACCCUCCCGCACCGAAAAGCCCCAGCGCAGGAUAACGCGCUGAUUCUCCCUCUUCCGCACGCUGACGACGACGAAGACGAGGAGGAGGAGGAGCCAGACGCACACGCAGACACAAGCACCUCCCCCGAACCCGGGAGCGAAACCAACCAAACCAUAAAAACCGAAGGCGAAGGCGAAGGCGAAGGCGAAGGCGAAGGCGAAGGCGAAGGCGAAAGCGAAGGACAAGGGGAGAGAAAACGGCGCAAACAGAAGCACUACACCAUCCUGUUAUCCACAACUCUCCCUGAUCGCAAGGCGACGCUGAUCCGUCGGGAAGACGGGUUCGAGAAGAGGCGGUUCCUGCGGUGUGGGCGGUGUCGGGUUGUGGUGGGGUAUUUCCUUGAUGCGGUGCAUUUUCCGGUUGCCCGUGGGAGGGGUGAGGAUGUAGGUGAAGGGGAAGGGGCGGAUCAGGAGCCGCGGGUUGUAUAUUUACUUCCUGGGGCGUUGAUAGAGACGGAGAUUAUGGGUGAUGAGGAGAAGAUGCAGGCGAUGGAUCGGGAGUGGAGUGGGUGGAUUGCCCAAUAG
This is a messenger RNA of Aspergillus fischeri NRRL 181, 801 nucleotides long. RefSeq lists its product as uncharacterized. Bases 1 to 801 code for a protein of 266 amino acids. The record is from RefSeq and is a predicted model, not a curated record. NCBI's taxonomy places the organism in Eukaryota, Fungi, Ascomycota, Eurotiomycetes, Eurotiales, Aspergillaceae. The transcript has a single exon.